AUGUUCAAUAAUACUGAUAUAAACGAAUCAUUUCAAUCAUCGUAUUAUUGGUUGAUCGUCGCUGCGUUUUGUAGCAUAGUAUGGAUCGUUUAUUUAACAUACUACAACUCCAGAGUGGUUGGGUUUUUUUUAACUCUUGCCAUAAAUCGCUUUCUCAAGUAUGGCUAUUUAAAAAUUGGCUCAUUUAGUCUGUCUGUUCUGUCCGGGAAGAUUAUGUUUAGAGAAGUUUUAUGGAUAACUGAAGAUUACUCAGUGAGAUUAAAGCUUGGUUAUGCCAUAUUCAGAUGGUGGCAGCCACUCAUCAAAAAGGAUUUCAAUGAAGAUUUAUCUCAUUCUGACACUCGACUGUCACUUUAUUUGGAGAAUGUGGAAUUUCAUUUGUACAAUUAUUCAUCUAAUUUCUCGGAACUCGAAAAGAUUUUUGGGCUGGAUCAAAAUAUAAUACCACCAGACAAAUUGAAUACAUCUCUACAUGAUGACAAGUCCAAAAAUGAUUCAGCUGUCUUGCUGAACAAGAAGAGAUGGCAGUGGAGGGACUUGAUACCUGUCAUCAAACUUGACAUUUCAAAUAGUCGAAUAAUUUUUGGCAAUUACCUAAUGCCUCAAAGUCUGAUGAUUACAUCAAGGGAAAUGAGAAUGGUCUACACGACAAAACCAUCCUCAACACCGUUUGAUUUGUUCAUGCACAUCGUCAAGUGCAGAGCAGACAAUUUUAAAAUUAUGCUGGUUCCCAGCCCUAAAUAUUCUGGCAAGGCUGAUGAGCCUCCACGUUGCAUGGGAGAAGGAUUUGCCCUUGUUAGGAGUAGCAACGUUGAAAUUUAUUACUAUCAAGAUGAACCAGGUCUGGUACCGUAUGAGCCCGAAAGUGUAUAUCUGGCUAAUGGUGACGUGAUAUCUGUGAGGACCUGGCCCUGUUGGGGCAUGGACAUCAAGUGUGGCAAAAACACUGACUUCAGUUAUGGUCCGUGGUGUGAGAGGCAGAGGUCAUUUUUGUACAAAUUUUUCCUACCGGCAAACUAUGUGCCACUGAAGGCCAGUGAACUGCCACAACCAGGACAGCUGAGAGUUUGUCGAAGUUUCGAUUUUAAGAUGAGUGUGCAGAAUGAUGUGACCUUUGACUUACUUUUUACCAAGCAAACGGAAACUCAAGCUGUGCACAUGAAUUUCAAGCAGGGGUCAUAUUUAGAAUUCACAAUUCCGUGGUUCUUAGAUGAGCCCCAAUAUACAUUCACACUGACGGGCCAGCUGAUGCAUGUCGAUGCGAGCACCAGUCUCAUGUACAGAAAUCUUCUUGAAUGCGAAACAUUAGAGUUCUUCAUUAAAGUGAAAUAUUCAACCUACUGGAAUGAUUUUCAAGAUUGGGUGUACGAUCUAACAGCUUGCCGGGCCACAGCUCAUCUGCUCUAUCAACAUAAAAUCUUUUUCUCAGAUUUGAUUGAUGACUGGUCUAGCAAAGCGCAUCCAGAUAUCUAUUCCUUCAUACCUUACAAUGUGAAGUUGAACUUGAUGAUCAAAGAGUUUGAGAUUGUGGUGCUCACUAAUGAAUGGAACUGGAUUGAUUGCUUUGGCACGUCAACAGAAAAUGGCAAUUCUCACAUAGCAGUUACUGGCGACAUGUUUGACUUGACUUUGCAGCUACCAUUUGAUGAUUACCUUCCAGAAACUGUUGCUUGUAAACUUUUCAUCAGGGGAGAGUCAGCUGAAGGGUUUGUUUACCUUCCUGAAAAUUAUUCAAGUCGCCACAUGUUGAUCGCCAUGUCCGACCAUUUGAAGUUGCUGUCGAGAGAGGGUCUGGUCAAGAAUGAGGCUGCAUCUGAGGAACCAAAGGACAAAAAAUGGCAUCGACUCUGUUUGAAAGAAAAUGGAUGGGUCGAUGUAGUGACUUCUCCUAUAGUUGCUUUCAGCAUGGUCUACACUUAUCAUCCCAUGCCUCUGCUGUACACUGGCAAGGAACUUGGUUCGUUCAAUACCGAGGAAAUUGAUGCUGAAGAAUCCAUCUUGAUUCCAUUCAGACUGAUCCCACUUAGACCUCUCAGGCCUCAAAACCCCUCUAAAAAGAAAUCUAAGCACCAUUCUCAAAACAAGACCAGUGGGGGUGACGAUGAAUUUGAUGCAUCUGAAUUGGAGCCAGACAAUAUAUCAAUUGAACUUGAGAUAGGACCGUCUGUUUUGAAGGCUUACGGAUCCCUCGUUGCUUGUGCUUUAGAGUUCAAGGAAAAUUAUUUAGGUUCCUAUCAGAAUUUCACAGAUUUAUCUAAAAACGUGGACUUUUCAAAUAUAAAUGUCCCAUAUAAUUUGGGAACGGAUGAUGAUGGUGUUAAAUAUUCCUCAAAAACAAAUGAAGACACAUUCAGAAGUACCUCUACAUCAGUUGACAAUUUUGAUGCUAGGAUGUACAGGUCGUUUAACUUGAUGUUCCAUUUGACACUGCAUGACGUUCAAGGACAUCUUGUUAAGCACUGCACAAAUGAUGGUCCACCAUGUCCUAGUGUAUUUAUGGAGAGAAUGGUUGUGGAAGUUGACAAAAGAUAUCACGAAACCAUGCUCCAAGUUCUCUUCUCACCAAUCAUCGUUGUUUGCAAGGAUAACAUUGAAAGACUUGACCAGCACUCACAUCUGCAGACGGGAUAUUUAACUCUGUCUGCCUUGCAAAUAAGAGGCCACGCCAUGUUCUCCCACAAAGGUCUGCCCAUUGAUUCUGAAACUUUGGAAUAUGCUUGGUUGAUUGAAGUAACGAUGGGAGAUUUUGUUGGCAGACUUACAUCUUCCCAGUUACAGAUUAUUGUAGAAAGUUUACAAGCUUUCGUUGUUAUGGUCAGUGACAAAGAGAACAAGCUGGUUCGGCCCCAGGAGUUUCCCCCAUGUCAACACAUGGUUCCUCAACCAGAAUGUACAAAAUCAUCGGUGAUCAAUCUGAAGCCAUGUCCCACAGUUGCUGAUCUCAAAUAUGAAUUCGUCAGGUUGUCUGUGGAUUGCAUUGACUUCCAUAUGGUUGAAGCUGGCUCAGCUCUUUCCCUUCAGAUAAACCCGAUACGACUGGCGAAAUGCAAUAUAUUCAAUUCUAAAACAAUGGAAGGACUGACUAUUCUUCUUCCAAAAAUUUCUCUGAAACACUACGUGUCAACUCUACCAAUAGAUAUUACAACAGAGGCUUUUAACUCAGAAUCCAACACCUGGCUUGAAAGUGGGGGAUUGAAACUUGGUCCAAUUCAUAUCGACUUAAGCAAAACGUUGUUAGAUCUUCGACUUCUAAAUACUCAACAAGAUUUUUUACGCUUUCAUGAUCAGAGAUCCCAAAGACUUCAUUUUCUUUGGAACAUGCAAACUUGUGGUUGCGUUGGAGGUUGUGCUUUCUUUGGAAACAAUCGUAACGGGCCCAAGUUUUUUAAUCCAUCUCCUGACGACUACAGUGAGAAUAUUAAUGUAGCAGUACCGUAUGUUACUGAUUUUGUUGAUAAAAGUAUGUCAUUCGGUUUUGGGCAAAGUUUAUUGAGAAAUCAGGAAUACGUAUUU
This is a messenger RNA of Helobdella robusta, 3513 nucleotides long. RefSeq lists its product as hypothetical. The record is from RefSeq and is a predicted model, not a curated record. Gene Ontology annotation, biological process: synaptic vesicle endocytosis. NCBI's taxonomy places the organism in Eukaryota, Metazoa, Annelida, Clitellata, Rhynchobdellida, Glossiphoniidae. The annotation marks the transcript as partial. The transcript has 21 exons.